Prosopis cineraria is the source of this 2001-nucleotide messenger RNA. Its product is annotated as senescence-associated carboxylesterase 101-like. The record is from RefSeq and is a predicted model, not a curated record. Gene Ontology annotation, biological process: defense response; lipid metabolic process. The coding region runs from base 275 to 1762 and encodes 495 amino acids. Gene Ontology annotation, molecular function: carboxylic ester hydrolase activity. NCBI's taxonomy places the organism in Eukaryota, Viridiplantae, Streptophyta, Magnoliopsida, Fabales, Fabaceae. The transcript has 7 exons.
CACCGCUUGAGUUUCUCUUGAACACUUUGAGGAUUCAAGAUGACCCAGAACCAAUCAAAAUUAUUUAGUAGUGGAUUAGAGUUGGCAUCUUUCGUGGCCAGCUCUGACCUCCUCACUUCUUCAUGUAAGCUUGUCUCAGACCUGUACGCAGAAAAACCAUUCAGGCCAGAAUCUCUUCCGCAAAAAAGUUAGCAAAGAAUCAAGUUUGACAAUUAUAGCGUUUGGGACAACCCAAAAUCAUGUUCAAUCCGAUUUGCUUCCUUUAUCCAUCAACAUGAACGACAAUCCCUUCAAAUUUAUCUGUCCCAAUUUCUCUCUCAAUCGGUUUGCAUUUUCCCUGUACGUACUUCUUUUAGCAGGUGCAGCCUUCUCAGUCUCACAAUCUCUCUUCGUUCCACCGUUCCUCGCAAUCUCUCAAAAUUCCCCACCUUGGAUUUCUCUGCUCAAAGUUCCUUUGACCACUGAUCAUCUCAUAAAGACUUGGGCUCCAUCCGUCUCUGUUAUCUCUCUUCCUCUUCUCAUUCACUUUGACCGUCGCUAUCUCUCCGAAGAUGGCGCCUCAGAUUUGCCCAUUAAACUCCAUCGUGCCCUCAUAUAUGCUCUUGAACUUCCACUGCACCAGAUCUGCUCUAUCGAUCUCAAAAAACCUGUAAUUGUUACUGGGCAUGCUAUUGGUGGAUCAAUUGCUUCUCUUUUCACUUUAUUGCUGUUAGAAGAUGUGAGGCUAGCAGCAGACAAGCGUCCACUCUGUAUCACCUUUGGUUCUCCACUUCUUGGAGACCAAAACCUUCAACAAGCUUUAUCGCGAAGUUCUUAUUGGAACUCUUGCUCUCUACAUGUGACCACUCUCCACGACCCAUUUCUCUCCUGCUCAAUUUCUCACUACAGACCCUUUGGAAUAUUCAUCUUGUGUUCUAAUCAUGGCUCUGCCUGUUUUGAAAGCCCUGAUUCUAUUCUGAAACUAAAGGAUAUGGUUCAACCAAAUCAACAAGGAUUGCAAAUUCAUGAUUAUGAAAAUAUUGUCGAGAAUCUUAAUCGCAAUGCAAUUUGCGAAGUGUCUAAUGUUCCCAACAUCUCUCAUUCUAAUGAACUCCAGGAGAAUUUGGUGAAAGAACUGCAUAAACAAGAAAUGCUAUUGAUUAAGAAGAAGAGUCAACAGUUUAACCCGGACAAGAAGUUGAAUGAUAUGAAAACAAAUAUGGCUGGGUUGGAAUGGUACAAGAAGCGCACAAAGAAUGAGAGAAAGGGGUACUAUGAUAGUUACAAGGAUGGGUUAUUCCCUCGUGACCAGGACGCUAUCAUGCUCAUAAAAGUACUUAACGAUUAUUGGGAAGAUAUGGUGCAAGGGGCGGAGAAACAACCCCAGAAAGAAGGUAAGAAAUUUUGUACCAAAUGGCUAUAUGGUGGGACUAAUUACAGGAGAAUGGUGGAACCAUUAGACAUUGCUCAGUACUACAAGGAGGGAAAAAGGGACUACAUCAAACAGAAGUGGUUGGAAUAUGAUCCGCGGAGACAACCUGGGUCAAUAAGUGGGACAAAUAUAGGAUCUAUAUUAACGUUGGAUUCUUGCUCUUGGGCACAUGUGGAAGAAGCAGUUAUUUUAACUCAAAAUCUCAAGACUACAGGAGAUCAACUUGGUGAGGCAGAGAGGCGAGAGGCAGUGAAUAGUUUGGAUGAGUUUGAGAACUAUGUUUAUGGGUCACUAAAGAAGCAUGCAGUUUCAUCAGAGAUUUUCUUGACUGAAAGUAGCUUCAUGUGUUAGUGGAGCGAGUACAUCGAAAUCAAGGGAGCUUCAUCACAUGACUCUAAACUUGCCAGCUUCAUGAAGAAUCAAGCCAAUUAUAAGAAGUGUGAGGAGGGUGCUUGUGAUUUCCCUUGAGAAAAUAGGCUUUUAGAAUUGAUCAUUCAACGCAGGACUUGAGUACAUUAGGAUUUCAUCCGCUUUCAAUUUAUGUUCUAUUUCUUAAGGUGGUUUUUUGCACUUUAACUUCUCUAUUUUGA